AUGAGGAAUCUUGACGACGCCUGCUUUAUUCCUGGCAGGUUGAUGUUAUUAUCGUCAUCUACCGACAUCAAAACAUUUCUCCUUCGUGCUGCAGCUCUGACAGACACGCAACUGCUCACACGCUGCACUUGUCUUAAACUAUCCAGUCACACAAAAGAUCUUACCGUUCACACCACACACGACACCACACACGACGACACGACACCACACCCAACGACAUCACACCACACCCGACACGUCGCCACACGACACCACACCACACCACACGACGACACACCACACGACACCACACCACACGUCACGACACCACACCACACGACGCCACACCACACUCGACGACACCACACCAUACGUCACGACGCUACACUACACCACACCCGACGACACGACGCCACACCACAUCCGACGACACGACACGACACCACACACGACACCAUACGACACGUCACGACGCCACACGACACGACACUACACCACACCACAUCAGACGACACCACACGACACAACACCACACCCACCAGACAACACCACACCACACGUCACGACGCCACACGACACCACACCACACGACUCCACACGACACCACAUCACAUCACACGACAUCACACCAAACCCAUGCAAGCGCAAGCACCGCGUCAUACAAUUUAA
Helobdella robusta is the source of this 648-nucleotide messenger RNA. RefSeq lists its product as hypothetical. The record is from RefSeq and is a predicted model, not a curated record. The transcript is spliced from 2 exons. Bases 1 to 648 code for a protein of 215 amino acids. NCBI's taxonomy places the organism in Eukaryota, Metazoa, Annelida, Clitellata, Rhynchobdellida, Glossiphoniidae.